AUGAUGAGAACUGCCAGCCGUUCAUGGCGUUUCUCCUCGCCAAUAUCAAGCCCCCGGCCGUCGAGGUACGCCCACUCAGGCUGCGGCGCUCGUGGCAAGACCCGCAAGCAGAAAGCCUACAUUGCCCUCGGCAGCAACCUGGGCGAUCGGGUGGCUGAAAUCGAAAGAGCAUGCAACGAGCUGGAUCGUCGAGGCAUCUCGGUGACGAGAACCAGCAGCUUGUGGGAGACCGAGCCUAUGUAUGUCCUCGACCAGGAUCGCUUCAUAAACGGAGCGUGCGAGGUUGAAACCGAUUUGGAGCCGCUCGCCUUGCUGGAUCAACUGCAGUCCAUAGAGAAUGACAUGGGCCGCCGCAAACUUGUUGACAAAGGACCCCGCAACAUUGACUUGGACAUCUUGCUCUAUGGUGACGAGACUGUUCAUCACGACCGGCUGACGGUGCCUCACGUCGGCAUUUGCGAGAGGGAGUUUGUUCUCAGACCGUUGUCAGAAUUGGUGCCCUUCAAGCUCCUGCCUCCCCCAAAGCCGAGGAAACGUAUACAAGACUACCUAAACGAGUUACCGGUAUCUGAACCUCUCUCAUCAGUGACGCCCAUCAGAGGUCCGAGCCAGAUGCUCACGCCGCUCGCCCACGGCAGAAAAACUCGGGUCAUGACCAUCUUAAACCUGACGCCCGACUCCUUCUCCGAUGGCGGCAAACACAGCCUCGGCCAACUCCGAGACACGGUUCUGCACCAUAUCCGAAGCGGAGCCUCCAUCAUCGAUGUAGGGGGGCAGUCGACUGCUCCGGGUCGGCCCGAGGUGUCUGCUGAAGAAGAGGCCUCUCGUGUCAUCCCCGCGAUUCAGCUUAUCCGAUCGCUGCCGGAGGCUCGCCAUGUCGCCAUCAGCGUGGACACGUACAGAUCCUCCGUCGCCGAGAGGGCCGUCGCCAGCGGCGCGGACAUGGUCAAUGAUGUUUCAGCCGGACUACUCGAUCCAGACAUGCUGCCCACAGCAGCCCGCCUUGGCACGACAAUAUGCUUGAUGCAUAUGCGUGGCACACCUCGGAACAUGAUGGAAUUUGUGAAUUACGACGACGGCUUGAUCCCCGGGAUUGCUUCCGAGCUUUCGCGGCGGGUAGCAGCGGCAGAAGCGGCGGGCAUCCGGCGCUGGCGCAUCGUGCUCGACCCAGGCGUCGGUUUCUCCAAGACGGGCAGGCAGAAUGCAGAGGUCCUCAGACGUCUUGACGAGCUGAGGACUUGGCCUGGCCUGAUGAAUCUCCCAUGGCUCGUGGGAUCGAGCCGCAAGAGCUUCAUCGGCGGAGUGACUGGGGAAAAGGAGCCCUCGGAGAGGAAGUGGGGAACGGCAGCGACGGUGGCGGCAGCCGUCCGGGGGGGGGCAGAUGUAGUCCGUGUGCAUGAUACAGCAGAAAUGGGCAAAGUGACAGCCAUGGCCGAUGCAAUUUGGCGACCUUGA
This is a messenger RNA of Ustilaginoidea virens, 1455 nucleotides long. RefSeq lists its product as uncharacterized. Gene Ontology annotation, biological process: tetrahydrofolate biosynthetic process. The record is from RefSeq and is a predicted model, not a curated record. Bases 1 to 1455 code for a protein of 484 amino acids. NCBI's taxonomy places the organism in Eukaryota, Fungi, Ascomycota, Sordariomycetes, Hypocreales, Clavicipitaceae. Gene Ontology annotation, molecular function: dihydropteroate synthase activity; 2-amino-4-hydroxy-6-hydroxymethyldihydropteridine diphosphokinase activity. Gene Ontology annotation, cellular component: mitochondrial envelope. The transcript has 3 exons.